AUGGUCGGCUCCCACGUGGACAUGGCGCCGGCCUCGACCGCCGAGGGGCCUGGGGAGAAACCCGGGCCCGCGGCCCCUGCCCCGCCGGCGCAGUAUGAGUGUGGGGAGUGCGGCAAGUCCUUCCGCUGGUCGUCCCGCCUGCUGCACCACCAGCGCACGCACACGGGCGAGCGGCCCUACAAGUGCCCCGACUGCCCGAAGGCCUUCAAGGGCUCGUCAGCGCUGCUCUACCACCAGCGGGGCCACACGGGCGAGAGGCCCUACCAGUGCCCCGACUGCCCCAAGGCCUUCAAGCGCUCGUCGCUGCUGCAGAUCCACCGCAGCGNGCUGCUCGCCAUCCACCAGCGCGUGCACACGGGCCUGCGCGCCUUCACGUGCGGCCAGUGCGGCCUCACCUUCAAGUGGUCCUCGCACUACCAGUACCACCUGCGGCUGCACUCGGGCGAGCGGCCCUACGCCUGCGGCGAGUGUGGCAAGGCCUUCCGCAACACGUCGUGCCUGCGGCGCCACCGGCACGUGCACACGGGCGAGCGGCCCCACGCCUGCGGCGUGUGCGGCAAAAGCUUCGCACAGACCUCCAACCUGCGGCAGCACCAGCGCGUGCACACGGGCGAGCGGCCCUUCCGCUGCCCGCUCUGCCCCAAGACCUUCACGCACUCCUCCAACCUGCUGCUGCACCAGCGCACGCACUCGGCCGAGCGGCCCUUCGCCUGCCCGGUCUGUGGCCGCAGCUUCGUCAUGGCCGCCUACCUGCAGCGGCACCUGAGGACGCAUGCCCCCGCGGCCGGCCCCCAGCCCCAGGCCCCGCUGGCCGCCGCCCCUGCCCCGUCGGCCACCCAGGAUGUGCACGUCCUCCCCCACCUCCAGGCCACACUCUCCCUAGAGGUGGCUGGGGGGACAGCCCCGGCCGCUGCCCCCGGCCCCGCCGCUCCCAACUCGCAAACGUUUCUCCUGGUGCAGACAGCUCAGGGCCUGCAGCUGAUCCCCAGCAGCGUCCAGCCGCCCACGCCCCCGCCCCCGCCCGCGCCACCCAAACUCAUCUUGCUGCCCUCCUCCAGCCCCGCUGGGGGGGGCAGCUGUGCCCGGCAGGGCCUGCGGGCCGCGGGGAAAGCUGGGCCGGGCGCUGGAGUAGUCUGGCUGCCAGGCUCUGGGGGUUUAGGCGUGCAGAGAGGAAGCAACGCUGGGGCGAACGUGGGAGGGCAGAGCCUCAUAGUUCUGCAGAACGUGGCGGGUGGGGAGACAGGCCCGCAGGAAGUGAGUGGGGUUCAGCUCCAGCCCCUUCGUCCAGCUCCUGAACUGACCACCGUCCAGCUCCAGCCGGCCCAGGAGGUGACCACGGUCCAGCUCCAGCCUGUGACGGGUCCGCUGUCCAGUUCCAGCGGGGGAGCCGUGACCACCGAGGCGCCUAAUCUGCUGGUGGUUCAGAGCGGGGCGCCCGAGGAGUUGCUGGCGGACCCUGGCCCAGGGGAGUCUGGCGAGGGCGAGGCCGGCCCCGGGGUGGUCCCAGAUGUGCUCUUUGAGACACUGCAGACGGAGGAGGGGCUGCAGAGCGUGCUGGUGUUGAGCGGGGCCGACGGGGAGCAGACCCAGCUGUGUGUGCAGGAGGUAGAGACCUUACCGUCGGGGCUGGCCGAGCCGCCCGCCUCCGGCCCGCCCGGACAGAAGCUGCUGAUUAUCCGCAGCGCCCCGGCCGCAGAGCUGCUGGAGAGCGGCAGCGCUGGGGGGGGCGCCGCUGCGCUGCAGCUGCUGGCGCCCCCACCGCCUGGCCCAGCCUCUGCUCCCGCGGGCAUUCCUGCGGCCCCGGGCCCCCAGAUGGUACAAGUGGUCCCCGCAGGAGCAGCACCCGGGGGCGUGGCCCCUCAGGGCCUGCCCUCCAUCCAGAUUGUCCAGACUCUGCCCGCGGUCCAGCUGGUGCACACGUUUUGAGUCGGACCACCGGUACCUCUUUCCGCCCCACACAGAGGCCCCGACCCCAUCUCCGCCUGAGCUGGGCUGAGGGGAGGGGAGCUGCAGGCUGGGCUUGCUAAUAAAGACCAGAAUCCCCUCUCGUGUGUUUUUUCUUGGUGGGGUGGGAGGUCAAUGACCAUAGCCACCACUUGGGAUCUGGGGAGUCUCCUGCUUCCUGGUUCGCAGGUGACUUUGCGUCUUGGGGCCAGCCGCUGCUCCUAUGUGGGGGCCCUGUUUAUCCAUUUUUUAAGAAGAGGGACGCAACGGUCACUAUGGGGGAGGCGCUGGAAUCUGGAAUCCUGGUUCUGCCGCUUGUUCUCUGUAAGUCACCGCACAGAAAAAUAGGUGGAUGGCGGAAAUGCGUAUCCCGACUGUCACUGACAACCCGGGUGGGCAGUUUGGGAACCUGUGGGUCUGAGAUGCUGUCGCGGCCGCGCCCGCGGAAGCCCGGGAGCCAGUGGGAAU
This is a messenger RNA of Odocoileus virginianus texanus, 2412 nucleotides long. NCBI's taxonomy places the organism in Eukaryota, Metazoa, Chordata, Mammalia, Artiodactyla, Cervidae. The record is from RefSeq and is a predicted model, not a curated record.